Molecule: messenger RNA, 2861 nt
Organism: Miniopterus natalensis
Lineage: Eukaryota; Metazoa; Chordata; Mammalia; Chiroptera; Miniopteridae
Gene: RBM28
Product: RNA binding motif protein 28
Cellular component (GO): nucleolus
Molecular function (GO): mRNA binding
Source: RefSeq, a predicted model, not a curated record
CUCGGCGCGGUGUGCGUGCUGAAGCCGGCUCCUCGGCUCCGUGCUCCCGCCUGCUCCCCUCGCGGCCGCGCGCGCCCGUUUCCCGGCCUCAUGGCUGGGCUGACCCUGUUUGUGAGCCGCCUCCCGCCCUCGGCCCGCAGUGAGCAGCUGGAGGAGCUGUUCAGUCAGGUGGGGCCGGUGAAGCAGUGCUUCGUGGUGACGGAGAAAGGAAGUAAGGCAUGUCGAGGCUUUGGCUAUGUCACUUUCUCUAUGCUGGAAGAUGUUCAGAGGGCCCUCAAGGAGAUUACCACCUUUGAAGGCUGCAAGAUCAACGUGAGUGUUGCCAAGAAAAAACUGAGGAACAAGUCCAAGGAAAAGGGGAGAAAUGGAAAUUCAGAGUCCCCAAAGAAGGAGCAGAAGCCUAAAAAAGCCAAAGUGGCAGAUAAGAAAGCCAGAUUAAUUAUUCGGAAUCUGAGCUUUAAGUGUUCGGAAGAUGACUUGAAGACAGUAUUUACUCAAUAUGGAGCUGUCCUGGAAGUUAACAUCCCUAGGAAGCCAGAUGGAAAGAUGCGUGGUUUUGCUUUUGUUCAGUUCAAAAACCUCCUAGAAGCAGGAAAAGCUCUCAAAAACAUGAACAUGAAAGAGAUAAAGGGGCGGACAGUAGCUGUGGAUUGGGCUGUGGCAAAGGAUAAAUAUAAAAAUACACAGCCUGCUUCUGCCCCAGUUGAGGAGACGCGACCUGAACCUAAACAUCAGAAAUCAGGUAAAGAGAAUGGCAGGAAAGAAGAGGGCAUGGGAGAAGAAGAGGAGGAUGAUGGUGAUAUGGGAGAGGAAGAGGAGGAGGAGGAGGAGAGUGACGAUGAGGAGAAUAAAGAAUCAGAGGUGACCAAGCCUGUGCAGAUCCACGGCAGAGCAGUCAAGAAAGCAGUGCCCUCAGAAGGCAGUGAAGAGGAUCAUUCCGAUGAGGACAGCGGCCUGGAGGAAAGUGACAGUGUUGAUAGUGGAGAGGAACUGGCUCAGAGUGACGCCAACACUGAAGAGCAAGAGGAUGAAGAUGUACAAGUCUCAAAGAAAAAGAAGAGAAAAUUACCCUCUGAUGUGAAUGAAGGGAAAACUGUUUUUAUAAGAAACCUGUCCUUUGACUCAGAGGAAGAAGAACUUGGGGAGCUCCUCCAGCAAUUUGGAGAUCUAAAAUAUGUCUGCAUUGUCUUGCAUCCAGACACAGAGCAUUCUAAAGGUUGUGCGUUUGCUCAGUUCAUGACUCAAGAAGCAGCUCAGAAAUGCCUUGCAGCUGCUUCUCCAGAGACCGAGGGUGGCGGGCUGAAACUGGACGGCCGGCAGCUCAGGGUUGACUUGGCAGUGACCCGUGAUGAGGCUGCAAAGCUGCGGACAAAGAAGGUGAAGAAGCCGACUGGAACCCGGAACCUCUACCUGGCCCGAGAAGGCUUGAUUCGUGCUGGGACGAAGGCUGCAGAGGGUGUGAGCGCUGCUGAUAUGGCCAAAAGAGAACGGUUUGAGCUACUGAAGCAUCAGAAACUGAAGGACCAGAAUAUCUUUGUCUCCCGCACCAGGCUCUGCCUGCACAAUCUCCCCAAGGCCGUGGAUGACAAACAGCUCAGAAAGCUGCUGCUGAAUGCCACUAGAGGGGAGAAGGGGGUGCACAUCAAGGAGUGUAAGGUGAUGAGAGACCUCAAAGGAGUUCAUGGGAAAAUUAAGGGUCAGUCCCUGGGCUACGCCUUUGCAGAGUUCCAGGAGCAUGAGCAUGCCCUGACAGCCCUACGCCACAUCAACAACAACCCAGAAAUCUUUGGGCCUCAAAAGAGACCAAUAGUGGAGUUCUCUUUAGAAGAUCGAAGGAAGCUUAAAAUAAAGGAACUAAGGAUCCAGCGCAGCCAGCAAAAAAUGAAAUCCAAGUCCACAACUGGUGGGCCCCAGCAAGAGCAACUGAAAGCAAAGACCAGCAACAGAAAGCAGCUUGGAAAAGACCAACACAAAGCAGCUCAAAACCACACACAGGAGCAAAAGGGGAAGGCGGGCACUAUCUCAUGGACAGGAUUCCAGACCAAGGCCGAAGUGGAGCAGGUGGAGUUACCUGAUGGAAAGAAGAGAAGAAAGGUCCUGGCGCUACCCUCACACCGAGGCCCAAAAAUUAGGUUGCGGGACAAAGGCAAAGUGAAGUCUCUCCCUCCCAAAAAGCCAAAGCCCCAGAUAAGCCAGUGGAAGCAAGAGAAGCAGAAAUUAUCUCCCAAGCAGGUACCUAAGAAAAAAGCUAAGGGAAAUAAGGCAGAAAUUCGCUUUAACCAGCUGGUCGAACAAUAUAAGCAGAAAUUAUUGGGACCUUCUAAAGGAGCGCCUCUUGCAAAGAGGAGCAAGUGGUUCGACAGUUGAUGCCAGCAGACUGGAGACUGGAUAAGAAGCUGGAUUGUGCGCUGCUUGGUAAAGCUCCCAGGCUCCUUCCCAGCCCCAAUGUCAUUUACUGAGGGAAAGAAACCCCUGAUUGCACUGCCACUUUGUUGGGGGGCUCCCUGAGCUGUGCACAUCUGGACUCUGUGUGGUUAACCAUGAAAUCUCAGAAAAACAUUGUGAUGCUUCUUGCCCAUUGUCUAGAUUAUCAUGUGAAGUUGUGUCUGUAAUUAUUAUCCAUUUUAACUGUUUCUCAAAUGGAAACAAUUGUAAAAUGCAUUCUUGAGUGCUAAAUUUUUAAGAUGUAUAUUUUAAGUGUCUUCUCUAAAUAAGAUAUUUUGUGGCUUUUUGAAUAACAGACUCUUAUUUCUAAUAUAUGUGAAUCCUUUGUUAUUUAUGAACAUUUUUGACAUCCCUAACUAAUUCAGUUAUAGAGUCCUACAUACUGCAGGAAUUGAUUAAAAAAGGGCAGAGAAAAA